Molecule: messenger RNA, 2452 nt
Organism: Tupaia belangeri chinensis (Chinese tree shrew)
Lineage: Eukaryota; Metazoa; Chordata; Mammalia; Scandentia; Tupaiidae
Gene: LMNB1
Product: lamin B1
Exons: 15
Coding region: 1-2124 (707 amino acids)
Biological process (GO): nuclear migration; translation; heterochromatin formation
Cellular component (GO): nuclear lamina; nuclear envelope; ribosome
Molecular function (GO): structural constituent of cytoskeleton; structural constituent of ribosome
Source: RefSeq, a predicted model, not a curated record
AUGACCAGUCACAUCAUCGGACAAAGCUGCUUCAAGGUGAAGCUGAGUAUCUCCUUUCCUGACACUGGCUUCCAGAAACUCAUUGAAGUGGACGAUGAACACGAACUCUGCACUUUUUAUGAGAAGCGUAUGGCCACAGAAGUUGCUGCUGACGCUUUGGGUGAAGAAUGGAAGGGUUAUGCAGUCCAGAUCGGUAGUGAAAACGACAAACACGGUUUCCCCAUGAAGCAGGGUGUCUUGACCCACGGCCGUGUCCGCCUGCUACUGAGAAGGCAAACAUCUCUGGCUUCCUCAAACCAGAUGAUGCAGGAAGAAGCUGGUGUGGGUGGUCAGGGGAGCCGGUCAGAUGAUGGAGGCGUGCGGCUGGGAGAGGGCAAAGGCCCGGCCCCUCCAGGGGUCCUCGCGGGGCGGCGGGAGGGACCAGAGGGCGUGGGGCCCAGGGCUCCGAGGCGGGCAGUCCCGGGCGUCCCCCCAGCUGCCCUUGGUCCUGCCCCGGCCACGCCCAGCCCGGCGCGCCGCGCGACGACGGAGAACAGCGCGCUGCAGCUGCAGGUGACGGAGCGCGAGGAGGUGCGCGGCCGCGAGCUCACUGGCCUCAAGGCGCUCUACGAAACCGAGCUGGCCGACGCGCGACGCGCGCUUGACGACACGGCCCGCGAGCGCGCUAAGCUGCAGAUCGAGCUGGGCAAGUUCAAGGCAGAGCACGACCAGCUGCUCCUCAAUUAUGCUAAGAAAGAGUCCGAUCUUAGUGGAGCCCAGAUCAAGCUUCGCGAAUAUGAAGCCGCGCUGAAUUCUAAAGAUGCAGCUCUGGCCACUGCGCUUGGUGACAAGAAAAGCUUAGAGGGAGAGUUGGAGGAUCUGAAGGACCAGAUUGCCCAGUUGGAAGCCUCUUUAGCUGCUGCCAAAAAACAGUUAGCCGAUGAAACUUUACUUAAAGUGGAUUUGGAGAAUCGUUGCCAGAGCCUCACUGAGGACUUGGAAUUCCGCAAAAACAUGUAUGAAGAGGAGAUUAAUGAGACCCGAAGGAAGCAUGAAACACGCCUGGUGGAGGUGGAUUCUGGGCGUCAGAUUGAGUACGAGUACAAGCUGGCUCAAGCCCUUCACGAGAUGAGAGAGCAGCACGAUGCCCAAGUGCGGCUGUACAAGGAAGAGCUCGAGCAGACUUACCACGCCAAACUCGAGAAUGCCAGACUGUCCUCAGAGAUGAAUACUUCUACUGUCAACAGUGCAAGGGAAGAACUGAUGGAAAGUCGUAUGAGAAUUGAGAGCCUUUCAUCUCAGCUUUCUAAUCUACAGAAGGAGUCUAGAGCAUGUUUGGAAAGGAUUCAAGAGUUGGAGGACAUGCUUGCUAAAGAAAGAGACAACUCUCGUCGCAUGCUGUCUGACAAAGAGAGAGAGAUGGCGGAAAUCAGGGAUCAGAUGCAGCAGCAGCUGAACGAUUACGAGCAACUUCUUGAUGUGAAGUUGGCCCUGGACAUGGAAAUCAGUGCUUACAGGAAACUGUUAGAAGGCGAAGAAGAGAGGUUGAAGCUCUCGCCAAGCCCGUCCUCCCGUGUCACAGUUUCCCGAGCAUCCUCCAGCCGCAGUGUGCGCACGACCAGGGGAAAGCGGAAGAGAGUCGAUGUGGAGGAAUCCGAGGCGAGCAGCAGUGUUAGCAUCUCUCAUUCUGCUUCCGCCACUGGGAACGUCUGCAUUGAAGAGAUCGACGUCGACGGGAAAUUUAUCCGCCUAAAGAACACUUCCGAGCAGGAUCAGCCAAUGGGAGGCUGGGAGAUGAUCCGAAAAAUUGGAGACACAUCAGUCACUUACAAAUAUACCUCAAGAUAUGUGCUGAAGGCCGGCCAGACAGUUACAAUUUGGGCUGCAAAUGCUGGUGUCACAGCUAGUCCUCCCACCGACCUCAUCUGGAAGAACCAGAACUCUUGGGGCACUGGUGAAGAUGUGAAGGUUAUCUUGAAAAAUUCUCAGGGAGAGGAGGUUGCUCAGAGAAGUACAGUCUUUAAAACAACCAUACCUGAAGAGGAAGAGGAGGAGGAAGAAGCAGCUGGAGUGGUGGUUGAGGAAGAACUUUUUCACCAGCAGGGAGCUCCGAGAACAUCCAAUAGGAGCUGUGCAAUCAUGUGAAGUCGCAGCCAGCCGUCCUCCUCAGAGUGCAGGAGUCGGUAGCCCUUACCUGUAUACAGUGCAGAGCCUUCUCAGAAGCACAGAAUAUUUUUAUAUUUCCUUUAUGUGAAUUUUUAAGCUGCGAAUCUGAUGGCCUUAAUUUCUUUUUUGACACUGAAAGUUUUGUAAAAGAAACCAUAUCCAUACACUUUGUUGCAAGAUGUGAAUCAUUGACACUGAAUUAACUGUGUACUGUUCGGAAAGGGUCUCUCAAAUUUUUGACAUUUUUUUUGUAUGUGUGCGUGCGUGUGCGUGUGUGUGCGUGCGUGUGCGAGCGUGUGUAUUUUUU